Messenger RNA from Anopheles maculipalpis, 2654 nucleotides. RefSeq names its product homeobox protein cut-like. Gene Ontology annotation, cellular component: nucleus. Gene Ontology annotation, biological process: regulation of DNA-templated transcription. Gene Ontology annotation, molecular function: cis-regulatory region sequence-specific DNA binding; DNA-binding transcription factor activity. The record is from RefSeq and is a predicted model, not a curated record. Bases 1 to 2637 code for a protein of 878 amino acids. NCBI's taxonomy places the organism in Eukaryota, Metazoa, Arthropoda, Insecta, Diptera, Culicidae. The transcript is spliced from 7 exons.
AUGCAGCGUUCCAGCUCAUUGUAUGUGGCUCCUAACUGUGGAGGGCCGUCCGUAACGAUUCCUCCACUGCUUACCACAUUGAGCAGCAAUCCAGACCAUCACCAUCACCACCACCAUAACCACCAUCAGCAGCAGCAACAGCACCAACAUUACAGCGUCGUCACUCCAAUCGAUACGAUUACGUUGGAAGCCAAUCUUCACAGUCCUACAUCCGGGCGUGGGUCGCUGAAGCGCAAACUUCCAAUCUCCGAGCUGGAGGAUCACUUUCCCGUCUCGGUCACGGUGGCACCGUACGCAACCCUCCCGGAUACCGUCACCAUCAAUGGGCCGCUAGUGACGAAGCAGCGCAAGGACAUUGAUACUGGCGCCGGUAUUGGUGUGGAGUUGCACGAGUUCCCGGCGUUCGGGCAAGCCUUCCAAGGUGUGUCCGGCAUUGGGCAGUUCUACGUGAUUGGCCCAAACGAUACGAACAACAACAAUCCAGCAAAUCCGUUGAGCGACGCGCAUGACCCGCAUCACCAGCAGCUAGCGACGUACAUCUACGACGCGCCUGGUGAGCUAGAUGCCGGUGCAGAGGAUGCGGAGGUCAUACCGAUCAGUGAGCAUCAUCUAACAUCCACCGUGCUGGCGCCGGUUGUUAGUGACGUGGUACACCACACGAACGGUAUCGUGCUGACCGAUAUAAGCUCCUCCACCUGGACCAGUACGGCGGAGCUGCUCGAUCUGGACCGUAAAGGGUCGUCGACCAUACCUACCAACGUGCAUCAUCAUCGCUACUCCAUUGUGAGUACCGAGCAUCAUCAUCAUCAUCAGCAGCAGCAGCAGCUACAGCAGCAACAUCAACAAAACAGCCAUCAACAACAUCACCAACAACAUCACCAUCAUCAGCAGCAACACCCGCAUCUUACCUCACAGCAUCAGCAUCAGCAGCAGCAACACCUUCACCAUCACCACCACCACCAGCCAUUGCUUCAUGUACCGUCGAUGCACACACACCAUCAACCUCAGCAACAAUCGACAACAUCCUCCCCCUCGUCUCCGCGGCCUCCGCCACCACCACCUCCUCCUCCACCACCGCCACCUCCAGCGCCAACCACAUCCUCAGCAAAUGCCGAACAUGUGCACACACAUCGCAACAAUCAAGACGUGAAUCAGCAGUACAGUGGCGGUGGUGGUGGUGGUGGUACUACGGGAGGUAACAGUAGCCCGUACAAUGGUACCAACAAUCAGAGUUCGGCCAGCAACUGGUCGAAUUCGGGUGAACCGUGUCGGUCCACGUCGGGUGGUAGCAGUCCACGGCGCACAGAAGCGACAACCACCACCUCAGCGUCGACAACUCCUGCCAGCGUGCUCACAAAUGGUAUGAAGACACCCGAACGCUUAGCAUCACAAACCCCAGACACACCAGAAGACUGCAAGAAUCUGUCAUGGUUGCUCAACUUCAAGCUGGAUGACAUCCCGAACCUAUCGCCCCGCUCCAAUCGGAAGCAGCGUUCGAAAGCGUUUGCCCCCGGGGCAGGACCGGGCACAGCGAAUCAGGAGUGUGCCGCUGCUGGCGGCGGUAGUGGUAGCGGUGGCCUGGGCGGUGAAUCCGGUACAGUUGCCAUCGAGGAGGGUGAUCUAAACGUAGGCGAGAACGUUACGAUCGAAAGCAGUAAUGGCAAAUCACCUAAGAAGCCACCGUUCACGUACACCGAGCUAAUAGAGUACGCACUGGAGGAGCAGGGUGAUCUAACCGUGGCCGCUAUCUACCAGUGGAUCUCUGAUCAUUUCCCGUACUACAAAUCGCAUGACGACCGUUGGAAGAACUCCGUCCGCCAUAACCUGUCGAUUAAUCCACACUUUCGCAAGGGUCGCAAAUCGUCGCACGGUUCCGGCCACCUAUGGACAAUCUCUAGCCGCAACUCGGAGGACAAUUUUCUCGCCUGGGAGCAUAAAAAGCAACGCUUUGAAUGGUUUUUCAAGAUGGAGGCUAAUGCGCGUAUGCGAGAGGUCGGCACGAAUGACACGAUGACGGAUGCGGAGGUUGCGGCGGCGACAGCCAGUCUGGCCCAGUACGUUCCCAAAUCGCCCACCACAGGCUCACCGGUGAAUCAGUGCAUGGAAACGUUAAAUUCCGCAUCGUCCGAACAGCAUCGUCAGCAUCUAUCUCAUACAAUGCAACAGCAGCAGCAGCAGCAGCAGCAAUCCCAUCAGCAGCAACAACAUCAGCAGCAUCAACAGCAUCACCAUCACCAUCACCAACAGCAGCAGCUAACCGCGACGUAUCAUGAGGCCCAAACACUGUACGCAGACAUUAUCACCAGCGCACAGUUUAAGGUGACAGCAAGGACGGAAGAGAUCAAACAUCCGGACGACGAUACCUUCAACGGGUUGCGACGUGGAGGCGAUAUCCAGAUCGAUCGUCCAACGCAAACGAUCCAGACGUACGAGAUGCUCGAUUCUGCGGAGUACAAUAUUGCCGACUACCUGAACCCGGUGCCGAAGGAGGAAAUAGUGCAGGAGUGCGGACUACGCUCGGUGGCACUCGAUCCGGCCGAGCUCGGUAUCAACAUACCGUCCUCCACCGGGCAGGAUGACGACAUACUGUUCGAUGACUUCAAUCUCAACUACUUCGGCAACAACAUCAUGACCUGACGACGUGCUCCAACAGC